Molecule: messenger RNA, 1848 nt
Organism: Juglans microcarpa x Juglans regia
Lineage: Eukaryota; Viridiplantae; Streptophyta; Magnoliopsida; Fagales; Juglandaceae
Product: protein TIC 62, chloroplastic
Exons: 14
Coding region: 53-1627 (524 amino acids)
Source: RefSeq, a predicted model, not a curated record
AGCAUAAUAUACAGUUUCUUUCUCUACAAUUUUCCGAAAACGUUCCCUGGCAAUGGAGGGUUGCUCUCUACAGUCACCGGCUUUAACCACUAUACCAUCUUCGCUAUUCCCUAGUGGCUUCAUUGAGAAACCUUUUGUGCAUGGCCAAGUCCUCAAAUUUCGCAAUUCAAACGGGUGCUCAACUGCCAGAAAGCUCAAAUUUCUUAGUACCAGAGCUCAAGCUUCAGGCACAGCAAAAGUCAGGUCAGAGGCAGUUGAAGCACUUCCAAAGAAAAAAGAUUUGAAAGACGAUGAUCUUGUCUUUGUUGCUGGUGCCACUGGUAGAGUUGGCUCACGCACUGUGAGGGAACUUUUGAAACUUGGGUUCCGAGUCAGAGCUGGUGUGAGGAGUGCACAGAAAGCAGAAACUCUUGUGCAAAGUGUUAAACAAGUGAAGCUAUAUGUCGAAACUGCAAGUGAAGGAACUCAGCCUGUAGAAAAGCUUGAAAUUGUGGAAUGUGACUUAGAGAAACAAGAUCAGAUUGGACCAGCAUUAGGCAAUGCAUCUGUGGUUAUAUGCUGCAUCGGUGCCAGUGAGAAGGAGGUCUUUGAUGUCACUGGACCUUAUCGGAUUGACUACCUGGCCACCAAAAACCUUAUUAAUGCAGCAACUAUUGCAAAAGUUAAACACUUCAUUUUGCUUACCUCACUGGGAACGAAUAAGGUUGGGUUUCCUGCUGCUAUUUUGAAUUUGUUUUGGGGAGUCCUGAUAUGGAAAAGGAAGGCAGAAGAAGCACUGCUAGCCAGUGGACUUCCCUACACUAUAGUGAGACCUGGAGGCAUGGAGCGGCCUACUGAUGCUUACAAGGAAACUCAUAAUACUACCCUCUCUCAGGAAGAUACUUUAUUUGGUGGCCAGGUGUCAAACCUUCAGGUGGCAGAGCUCAUGGCAGUCAUGGCCAAAAACAGGAGCCUUUCAUAUUGUAAAGUAGUGGAGGUAAUUGCAGAGACAACUGCGCCAAUUACUUCCUUGGAGGAACUUCUUAAAAAGAUCCCAUCUCAACGUGUUGACAUCUACUCACCAGAGGAAUCGGGUGCUGCAGGUCUGCCUGAUUCAUCACCAUCUGUGACUGUCAAAUCUGAGGAACCAAGCACUCCAAUUAAGAAGGAAUCUUCCAGUGCAAAAACAAUGACAGCACAACCACUCUCUCCUUAUAUUGUUUAUGAGGAUUUGAAGCCACCCAGCUCUCCAUCCCCAACACCAAGCGGUCCCAAAGAAACACCUUUACCACCAUCUACUGGAGGCAAUGAUGUAGCAAAGACUCUUGUGACUGGUGUUGUUGAAAAAGUUCCUCCCCAGAGUUCAACUUAUCAUUCUUCACCCUACGCUGUAUAUGAUGACCUGAAGCCCCCUACAUCUCCGUCUCCUAGUGCACCAACUGCAUCAAUCCUCCCAACACCUAAUAUAGAUGGCAGAUCCAACGGAGGUACCUUGUCAGUCAACAACAUAGCUCAAUCUCUAACAUCAGAUGAACCAAGGGAUAAACAGCAUCAUGCUGGACCAAAGCCAAGACCACUUUCGCCUUUUACUAUGUAUGAAGAUUUGAAGCCUCCAACAUCCCCAAUCCCAUCCCCAAGGAGAUCUUAGAGAAAGUACUGCCGAUUCUUUUCAUCAAGCACAAAAGUGACUUUGAGUGCAUGAUUUGGAUCAGAAACAUGGAAGUAUGUCGCGACGGUGGUUUAAACAUGUAUACUAGUAAUCACUGAGAAGCAAGCAACUGAAAUUGCGGGAGUAACUUUUAAGGAUGAUUCUUGUAUAUCAUUGAUCAUUACAUACAAUUAUAUCUGUUCUAUAUACUCUUCCUUUUA